GCCACCCGGACUCGGACUGGGUUGAGACUUGCUUUGCUUGGCUUGGUACUGGUUGGCCUGCCCCGGCCCUCCAUGAUGCGAAUGGAAAAAAGUGCUUAGAUCGAGAUCCGUGACUGACUGUAAAGUACAAAUACUGGGAAGGAUCCAAUGCCAGCUCCAAGUGUGACUUUCUCUCUCUCCAAUCGAAGCUAUUAAAUACAUCCAUCUCUCCCAACUCAACAAACCAAACAAACAACCUCUUUCUCCCUUUCACAACCACCACAAAUAAUCCAAAAUGUCUCUGCACUACCUUCCUCCCGUCAAGCCCUCCGCCAUCGCUCUGGGCACUGCUUUCAACCACGGUGUUGAGCUCGCCGUCCUCGCCCCCAUCUUCGGCCAGACCUACCAGCGCGCCAAGUCCUCAAACACCAAGGAGGAGUUCAUCCGCUCCAAGGAGGCUUCUGGCGCUGCUCUCGCCUGGGGUUCUUCCCUGACCGGCUCUGCCCUCCAGGCCUACGGUGUCGGUGCUCUCAUCAACGCCACUGGCACUCUCACCUACAAGGGCGCUGCUUACCUCGGAGCUCUCAUCUUCUUCGCUACCUCUGCUCCCGGCUACGUCUCUCAGAUCUUCGUUGAGAAGCGACCUCUCGACACCGUCGGCGUCAGCCUGGCUACCAAGCUCGUUGAGACCCUCGGUCUCUCCGUCUUCCUCACUUGGUGGGGAACCCGAACCAACCCCUUUGAGUAAGGGAUUUCUUCUCAUGACGAAUGUUUUUAAUCUCCCCAUGUUCGGGAUGGGGUUUUCAUGAAUUUGUUAUACCGAGGCUUCGGGCCCGUGUGAGAUAGUAAUAGGCACGGGGACAUGUACCUAUAAGAAAGCCAAUAAGGCAAAGUAAUACCAAACAAAUGAACAAACUUAAGUUCC
This is a messenger RNA of Fusarium graminearum PH-1, 904 nucleotides long. RefSeq lists its product as uncharacterized. Lineage: Eukaryota; Fungi; Ascomycota; Sordariomycetes; Hypocreales; Nectriaceae. The transcript is spliced from 2 exons. The record is from RefSeq and is a predicted model, not a curated record. The coding region runs from base 275 to 727 and encodes 150 amino acids.